Messenger RNA from Dipodomys spectabilis (banner-tailed kangaroo rat), 2246 nucleotides. It is a transcript of the gene Isg20l2, whose product is annotated as interferon stimulated exonuclease gene 20 like 2. The record is from RefSeq and is a predicted model, not a curated record. Gene Ontology annotation, molecular function: nucleic acid binding; 3'-5'-RNA exonuclease activity. NCBI's taxonomy places the organism in Eukaryota, Metazoa, Chordata, Mammalia, Rodentia, Heteromyidae. Gene Ontology annotation, biological process: intrinsic apoptotic signaling pathway in response to DNA damage by p53 class mediator. The transcript has 4 exons. Gene Ontology annotation, cellular component: nucleus. The coding region runs from base 246 to 1364 and encodes 372 amino acids.
CCACGCUCCUACCGCCCCGGGGCUCGUCGGCGCGCGCGGAUUUCCGCAUCCGGUUCCGGGCGCUUCCGUUCCUAGUAGGGUCGGUGUAAGAGGCCUAUGGAUGCAGGUACCAGAAUCACUUUGGACCCCACGGUUUUCUCCAGACCACAUGUUGGACAAUGGGAUUCAACAAAGAAUGAGUUCCUCAUCUUUCUUCCAUACUUAAGCCAUUCUUCCCAACUGCUGUCCCACCAUUCAUUGUCUUCAUGUCUACCAUACUCCUAAAUCUGGAUUUUGGGGAGCCUCCCAAAAAGACAUUAGAAGGGAAUGCCAAGCACCAAAGAUUUGUCAAGAGGAGACGACUGCUGGAACAGAGAGGCUUUCUGAAUAAAAAGAAUCAGCACCCUACCAAGGUAACUAAAGUGAACCCAGACCCUCCAAAGAAAGGAGGAGCUCAAAACAUGGAUGGCACCCGGAAGGCCCCUUCCUUUCCAAAAAAGAAAACAACUGCCUCCAGCAGCGGAUCAGAGCAGUCCCAGGAUAAGAAAGCAGCUGUAUCUUGGUUGACCCCUGCACCUUCAAAGACUAAUUCUGUUGUGGCGAAGAUAGAUUUGCUGGGAGAGUUUGAGAGUGCCCUUCCAAAGAUUAAGAGCCACCCAAAGCCCUCCCAGAAGAAGAGCAUCCAGCAGAAUGACUCCCAGAAGAAUAGCAUCCAGAAGAAGGACCCUCAGAAGAAUGGCAUCCAGAAGAAGGACUCCCAGAAGAAUGGUAUCCAGAAGAAACCCUCUCAGAAGAAUGCCACCCAAACUCAUUUAGAGAAUAAGUGCUCUGGAGCAUCCCAAAACUUGCCAACCAAGAUGGUGGCAGUUGACUGUGAGAUGGUAGGCACAGGACCCAAGGGACAUGUUAGUUCCUUGGCACGAUGUAGCAUUGUCAACUACAAUGGAGACGUGCUUUAUGAUGAGUACAUCCGUCCCCCUUGCCACAUUGUUGACUACCGAACCAGGUGGAGUGGUAUCUGCAAACAACACAUGGUGAAUGCCACACCCUUCAAGACUGCACGGAGCCAGAUCUUGAAGAUACUCUCAGGGAAGAUAGUGGUGGGGCAUGCCAUCCACAAUGACUACAAAGCCCUGCAGUACUUCCACCCGAAGUCCCUCACCCGCGACACCUCCCAAAUACCCCUCCUCAACCGGAAGGCCAACCAACCAGAGAAUGUCACCCUGUCUCUAAAGAAUCUCACCAAGAAGCUGCUGGACCGAGAUAUACAGGCCGGGAAAAGUGGACAUUCCUCUGUGGAAGAUGCCCAGGCCACCAUGGAAUUGUACAAGUUGGUUGAAGUCGAGUGGGAACAGCACCUGGCCCAGAAUCCCCCCCAAAACUAGCAGCUGUAGAAAACAGUAUCAGGAGAAACAGGCAGUAGAUCAACACACAGCUCUGCCCACUUCACACCUGUAGAAGCUAGAAUUGUUGGGGUGAGACUCAACCCCAGAACUUAAUAUCCAUUGAAAUUUUACCUCAGCUGUUGUGGUCCAUGUCUGGUUAAAUGUCCAUGGAAGGCAGAAGCCUUUGUGUCAGAACCUAGCCUUAGACUGUUCACCUCAUAUAUGGUGCUAAUCACAGGUCCCAGGGUGUUUUGUGCCAGUCAAGCUUUUUGACUUUGAGGGCAGACAUACAUAGUUUCUCACACUGCCUUAGCAAUAGGCUGGCCAUGGGAGAGGCUCUAUGUUAGUGGUUCAGGCGUACCUUGAAUUCUUUGCCCACAUUAGGCUCAAGUGAUCCUCUUACCUCAGAAUCCUGAGUAGCUGGGACUACAAGUCCCAGUUUGCAGCUGCAAGCUUGUCUCAUUUUAUGCCUUUGGUUUUCAAGUAAUUAACAGCAUCCUUUCAUUUUAAGUGUUCUGGUUGGUAUUAAAUGUGGUACAUGCCUAUGAUUUUAGUUACUCGAGAGGCAGAGGUACUAAGAUCCCAGUCUCAGUUAGAGAUUGGCCCAGGCAAAAGCAAAGACCCUCUCUAAAAACAAGCUAUGUUGGAUGCUAGUGAUGCACACCUAUAAUCUUAGCUCCUCAGGAGCUUGAGAUCUGAAAGAUCAUGGUUCAAAGACAGUCUGGGAAGAAAAGUUAGCAGGACUCCAUCUCCAGAAUAACUCAAAAAGCCAGUGUGUAGGUAUGGCUCAGUUGAUACAGUACCAGCCUAGCAAGGAAGGUGAGUGAAUGGAAGCCCUUGGUUCAGACUCCAGUAUUUUAGGUGGGGGAGGGUAGAGAUAAA